CCGAUUGAACAUACACUGUUAGCGUUUGAUUACUGAGAUGAAAUAAAAGCAAAAUAUGCUUCAUAAUUCAGCUGUUAGGAUUUUGUGCUUAGUUGCUUACGUGUCUGUGCUUUACAUUGUCGGAAGUUUAAUUUUUACGAAAGGUUUCCUUCUCAAACGCAAUGUUGUUGCAGAGAACAGCACGUGCCGAGUUGACUUUGCGAAGUACUCGAGCGGUGAAAACCACGGGACACAGGGUUGUUGGCUUCACAGGAGAUUUGACAAGGCAGUUAUCAUUAUCAUUGAUGCUCUUAGGUUUGAUUUCAUUAAGCCAUCAAGUGACAGCAAUAAACCUUACUUAAACAAAUUGCAGUAUGUUCAAAAUAUCCUGCGGAGAGAGCCGCAGAAUUCUCGCCUGUAUAAAUUCACUGCUGACCCUCCAACUACUACUUUACAAAGGUUAAAGGCAAUGACAACUGGAAGUCUGCCAACAUUUGUAGAUGCUGGAUCAAACUUUGCAAGCACAGAAAUAACUGAAGAUAACCUGAUCAGCCAAAUGCAUGACAACGGUAGAAAACUUGUGUUCAUGGGCGAUGAUACAUGGCAAAGCUUGUUCCCGCAACAGUUUGUAAGGACCUAUCCAUUUCCAUCUUUUAAUGUGAAGGACCUCCAUACUGUUGACAAUGGAAUUUUGAAAAAUAUUUAUGAUGAACUUCAAAUGAAAGACUGGGAUGUGCUGAUAGCUCACUUUCUGGGUGUGGACCACUGUGGUCAUCGUUUUGGUCCGAACCACCCAGCCAUGCAAGAAAAAUUGACACAAAUGGACAAUACUAUAAGGAAUAUCACAAGACUACUUGACAAAGAUACAUUGCUGUUAGUGAUGGGAGAUCAUGGUAUGACCUCCACAGGAGACCAUGGGGGAGACAGUUCAGAGGAGAUAGAUGCUGGCCUGUUUAUCUACAGCAAAUCACCCAUUACUACAGCCAAUAAACCACAGACUGAUUACAGAACAGUAUCACAAAUUGACAUUGUACCAACUGUCUCGCUGCUAUUGGGGCUUCCAAUUCCAUUUUCUAAUCUGGGCUCAGUCAUCACAGAUCUGUUUGCUUACUGCAGUUGGUCCAAAGAGUCUCACAUAAAGGAGGUAUACCACAUUGUGGAAGCCCUGAGAGUCAAUGCAAACCAGAUGAAUAACUACAUUACGCAUUACAUGCGAACAUCUUCGGACUUGCCUUCACACAAGAUAGCAAUACUGCAGGCCAAACUGACUACGGCAGAGAACCGGUUACAGCGCCUCGUGACUGACAUGUUCAUACACAACAAGGAAGAAAACGCCCAUGAAGUGUUGCAUGACCUUGAAAAAGAAUAUAGAAAUUUCAUGUUUCAGAUGAAAGAAAUAUGCAGAGAAAUAUGGGCAAAAUUUGACCAUGGCUCAAUGGGAUUUGGAAUUAUGUUCUUAAUUGUUGCGGUAGCUGUGAAUAUUUAUAUACUAUGUGUUGUACAGGAUUUUAGCCAAGAUAAAUGGGAUGGUUCAAUUAUUAUUGUUCUGGCGGUUUCCAUCGUGUUUCUAGUGUUUUCUUUGCUGCAAGUUUAUCUGGAAAGUAGCUCCGUGCAAAUUUUGGGAUUUAUGUUAGGAUUGUUUGACCUUGUUGCACUUGCAAUUAUAGUGCAAGUGACAACUUCUAACAGAACUGAAAGAAAACCCCUUCAGAAAACAAAGUACUCAAACACCUGGAUUACAUUGGAUACUUUUGUUUCCACAAUUGUUAUAGCAUUAUCCAUUUUAGCAUACUUUUCUAACAGUUUUGUAGUUUUUGAGGAUGAUCUGUCAUUAUUUUGUUCUCAGACUAUGGUUUGGUACAUUUGCGCUAAAAUAGUAUUUUGCAUCCUUAAAGACAAAGCAUUCAAGGAGUCCAAUAAGUCAAAACUGAAGGGUUCAAAACCCACAGAUAUCAGAAAAGUGCUUGUUAGUUCUCUCCUUCCAGUGGUUGUUACAACAACAGCCUGCAGCUUGUGCAUCCGACUGUCUGCAAAUUAUCGGCAGAAACGCGAAGAACAGUUAACACUUGAUUUGCUGAAUAAGGACUCGCAAUCAGAAGAAUCUACCUCAAUGGCUGAAAGCAAAAAUGUUCAGUUCUUUGUGUCUACAGCUAUGUUGGUAUUAACUUUCUAUCUGCCAAGAAAAUGGCUGAAAGAGAGUGGUAAUUUAAAUGGCGUCAAUUUUACAGUGCUUUGUGCAAGAUACCUGGUACCUUUAGCAGCUGUCAGCACAAUGUUCUAUUGGGCUUUGCAUUGUUUGCCAGUAAAGGUGUUGGACUCGCUACCAGUGUGGCAGCAGACUGUGUUGGCCGAGGUUGUGUACGUGGUGGUUGUGGUUGCCUCCGUGAUCUUCACUGUCUCCCCACUGCUGGUUUACAUGCAACCCAAGCAUGGCAAACAGUUCUCAGUGCCUAGUGAGACACAGGGCAAAGAUCUAGUAGGAAAACUAUACUCCUACAUUAAGAGCACAUGGACAGAAGAAAAUCAGGCAGAAGUUGUCGUAAAUGGCCAGUCUGAGGUCCCCAGAGUGUAUGGUCUAGGGACAGUUUUCUCUGGAGCUAUAGUCUACAAUGGACUGUUGCUGCUGUUGGUGUUGUCACUGUUGCUGGGCAGCAGUCUAGCUCCCAGCAUUCUCUGUGCUGUAGCAGCCAUGUUCUUCUUCCUUGAACUGUUCUCUAUCGCUGUGAAAGUCUGCAGAGACAGUGAUCUAAUCCUACCAGGCCUGGUGGCAUGGCUGUGCAUGAUGUGGACUUUCUUCUAUGGCUUUGGACACCAGGCAACCAUCCCUGCCAUUCGCUUUGAAGCAGCCUUUGUUGGUUUCCAUGGUGACUGGGAAAACAAGCUGUUGCCCGCGGCGAUGAUCACAAGCAACAUGUUUGCUGCAGAAAUCCUCUUUACAUUUCUGUCCCCUCUGCUGAUACUCUGGCCUUGCACGAAAGGACCAAUAUCAGGCUUCCUAUUUCCCAGUCGUCAUGGCGAGGCUGGUUGGCAGGGGGACUAUGUGAUGUUCAACAACCGUCCAGUGUUCAGAGAGCUGCUGUUAAAGCUGGUGUCCACUACAUACCUUAUACAGGGACUCAAGUUACUGGGUUGCAUCAUAGCCACCACAAUUCAUCGUCGCCACCUGAUGGUGUGGAAGAUAUUUGCCCCACGUUUCGUCUACCAGGCAAUUUCAUCUUUCAGUGUGUUUGCAGUAGCACUACUGUUCUUGGCUACUUUGUUACGAGUAGAGAAAGCUUUAGGCCACUGGACAGAAAAAUUAAAAUGAAAUUUAUCAGUUAGUUGUUAACUCAUCAUUUCUCAUCCAAAUUUUAUAGAAACUGAAAGUGCAUUUUUGUAACAUUCUUAUUUUUUGUAUUGAGUUUUUUAUAUUGAAACUUAACUUGAAUGUAUUAAAAUAAUAAGCUACUUUUUCUCUUACAACAGCUGAAAAUGAUGCUAAAGACAUGUUGUUGUUAAAAUGAGACCUGUUACAGCCCUAUUAUUCCCGUACUACAGGUAUGUUUAGCUGUACUGUUGUUUGAUGUUUUAUAUAUUGUUCAAGUGCUGGUACAUUUGGAGCGCCAGAAUCUCAUAUUCAAGACUUUCAUGAUAUUGCCAUAUUAAUCGGAUAGCAAACUUACGCAUAUGAUGGACAUAUUUUUGUCAUUAUAAUUUUAGACAUACAUUUUGCAUCUAUCCUUAGUGUUUUUGCAUUUGACACGUCAGGACCAAUUACAGGUUUCUCAACUGAAAAAUUUAAUGUACAUUUCAACAGAUAUAACUGUUAAUAAUCGUCUGAUUAAAAUUCAUUCAAACAACUGUAUUGUACAAGGAAUUUAUGUACUGUACAUGUAUAUACCACAAUUGGAUGAUUGACAGUAAGAGUUUGCACUUUUUGUGAGUAUAAUCCAGUGAAUCCUGUCUAAAUCCGACUUUUAUCAUGGUCCCAGGAAUCUCAAAGUUUAUAAGGUUUCUAUUGUAAAACUUUAAAGGGGCCUUUUCACAUUUUGGUAAAUUGACAAAAUUAAAAAAAGUUGUUUCAGAUUCGCAAAUUUUCGUUAUAGUUAUGAUAUUUGUGAGGAAACAGUGAUACUGAACAUUUAUCAUGCACUAGAUUAUCCAUUAUAUGCAUCUUUUGACAAUUUGAAAUCCAGAAAAUUAUAAAGCGUUGCAAUGCGAAAUGAUUGAAUAAUUUGGAAAGUUCUGUUGUUGUCGAUAUAUUUUGGGAAACUAUGAGGAUUGCUUAUGUAACUAAAAAAUACAUUCACUAAUAGUAUGAGCAUGGAUGGUCGAGUGGUCUAAGCGGGAGACUUUUUACUCCAGGACUACAGGGGUCAGUGGUUCAAGCCCAGUUGCGGGUUACUUUUCUUUUUAGCUCUACUGGUCGAAGGCCUGAAGAGCUUAUGUCAUGGCGUGGUUUCCGUCGUCCGUGCGUGUGGUAAACUUUUUCUUGUUUACGCGAUAAAGUCCACAGUUUUCAUCCGAUUCUUUUCAAACUUGUUCAGUGUCUUUAUAUUAAUGAGGACUCGAACCCUAUUGAAAAUGGGUUACAUCAGAGUAAAAAGUCAAGUAUCUCCCCUUGAAAUUGAGAAAAUUGUGAAAUAAGGCUUGUUAACGCAAUUAAGUCCUAAGUUUUCAUCCAAUUAUUUCCCAACUUGCACAGAGUUUUUAUCUGAAUGAUGAGUCAAACCCUAUUGAAAAUGAGCAAUAUCGGAGUUUUAAGUCCAGAAUAAUCUCCCCUUGAAUUUGAGAAAAAAAAUGAAAAUUCAGUUUUUUUUAUGUGAUUAAGUCCAUAAUUUUCAUCCAAUUCUUGGCAAACUUGCACAGUGUCUUUGUAUCAAUGAGGACUCAAACCCUUUUGUGAAAAGAGCAAUAUAGAAGCAAUAAGUCCAGAAUGACUUCCCCUUGAAUAUGACAAAAUUUUGAAAUCCCGCUUGUUUACGCAAUUAUUUCCACAGUUUUCAUCCAAUUAUUUUCAAAUUUGCACAGUAUCUUUAUAUCAAUUAGGACUUGAACCCUAUUGAAUAUGAGCAGUAUUAAAGAAAUAAGUACACAAUAAUCUCCCCUUGAAUUUGAGAAAAUUCUCCUUGUUUGCGCAAUUAAGUACACAGUUUCCAUCUUAUUCUUUCCAAACUUACACAGUGUUUAUAGCAGUAGAGCGAUUCAGGCCCGCAUUGGCCUCUUGUUUUAAUUGUAUUCUUAUUGUUUUUUUUACUUGAGGUUUGUAUGUCCAAUGUUUAAAUUUAUCAAUAUAAAGCAUUUAAUGACAAGCUUCAAUACAUGCCAAAAUCUGUAAAAAGGCCCCUUUAAAGAAAUAUGUCCAUAGGUAAUAAGCUUAAAAUUGUCUUUACAUACAUGGUCUUGCAAUAAUUGUAUUUGACCAUUUAUUCUGUUUUAUGUGUAUGUGUAGAUAUUGUCAUAUUAUUCUAAUUGGUGCUGUUUAUUUAGUUAUAUUAUGUGAAACAGGUUCAUCAUUGCACAUUUUGAAUAACAUUGUAAUUUGCAUUUGUUAAUGGAAAAAAUAAAUGAAUAUAAUUA
This is a messenger RNA of Dreissena polymorpha, 5538 nucleotides long. RefSeq names its product GPI ethanolamine phosphate transferase 3-like. NCBI's taxonomy places the organism in Eukaryota, Metazoa, Mollusca, Bivalvia, Myida, Dreissenidae. The coding region runs from base 56 to 3286 and encodes 1076 amino acids. Gene Ontology annotation, molecular function: mannose-ethanolamine phosphotransferase activity. Gene Ontology annotation, biological process: GPI anchor biosynthetic process. Gene Ontology annotation, cellular component: endoplasmic reticulum membrane. The transcript is spliced from 11 exons. The record is from RefSeq and is a predicted model, not a curated record.